Messenger RNA from Toxotes jaculatrix (banded archerfish), 834 nucleotides. RefSeq names its product DOMON domain-containing protein FRRS1L. The transcript has 5 exons. Gene Ontology annotation, biological process: regulation of glutamate receptor signaling pathway. NCBI's taxonomy places the organism in Eukaryota, Metazoa, Chordata, Actinopteri, Toxotidae. The record is from RefSeq and is a predicted model, not a curated record. Bases 1 to 834 code for a protein of 277 amino acids.
AUGAUUUUCCUGCUGUUGGUGCUGCUGAUCCAGAGCGGAUGGUGGGGGGUCGAGCCGAGCCCCACCGAUGAGGGAGCGCUCCGGGCCGGCCACGGGGAGCACGGAGAGCCGGGACACCAGGAGCCGCACAAGGACUCCUACAGCACCUUCGCCUCCGAGUUCCUGGAGUCCAGAUAUCUGUCCGAUGACGGUUAUCCAUUCCCCACUGCUCCACCAGUGGAUCCCUUUGCCAAGAUCAAAGUCAGCGACUGUGGAGUGACCAAAGGCUGCAUAAGGUAUGGGAAGCCAGGGUGUGAUGCAGAGUCGUGUGACUACUUUCUGAGUUAUCGUCGCAUAGGCACAGAUGUGGAGUAUGAGAUGAGUGCAGACACAGACGGCUGGGUGGCCGUGGGUUUCUCCUCUGACAAGAAAAUGGGAGGAGACGAUGUCAUGGGCUGUGUUCACGAUGAUAACGGUCGUGUGCGGAUUCAUCACUUCUACAACGUCGGCCAAUGGGCCAAGGAGAUCAAGAGGAACCCGGCCAGGGAUGAAGAGGGCAUUUUUGAGAACAAUCGGGUGACCUGCCGUUUCAAACGGCCGCUAUACGUCCCCAGAGAGGAAACACUGGUGGACUUACACCUGUCAUGGUAUUACCUGUUUGCAUGGGGCCCUGCCAUUCAAGGUUCCAUCACGAGGCAUGACAUUGACAGUCCACCAGUCAGCGACCACAUGAUCAGUAUCUAUAAGUACGAGGACAUCUUCAUGCCUUCCACAGCUUACCAGACCUUCAACUCUCCCCUCUGCUUACUGCUGAUAGUAGCUCUCACCUUCUACCUACUAAUGGGAACGCCAUAA